Messenger RNA from Balaenoptera ricei (Rice's whale), 540 nucleotides. RefSeq names its product octapeptide-repeat protein T2-like. The transcript has a single exon. The record is from RefSeq and is a predicted model, not a curated record. Lineage: Eukaryota; Metazoa; Chordata; Mammalia; Artiodactyla; Balaenopteridae. The coding region runs from base 1 to 540 and encodes 179 amino acids.
AUGGAAAGGGGUGGUGAAAAGGAAGGGGGCGAAAAGGUGUCAUGGUUCAGGGGGAAGGUGAGGAUCAAGAAAGUGCUGACGGACAAGGUAGCGCCGACAAGGAACGAGAAGUUGCAGGACGAGGAGAGGGUGCGGAGCGAGGGGAAGGCCAGUGGCGAGGAGAGUUCCCAAGGCAAAGAAAGCGUCUCUAAAGAGAAGGGGCGGGGCCAUAGGAGGGGGCGGGGCAAGGAGCUGGCUUGGGAAGAACAGUUCCCCCAGGAUGAGGGGGAAGGGUGGGUCUAUAAGGGGUGGGACGAGGAGCAGAAGCCCAGCGAGGAGCAAGCUCCAGGCGAGAAACAGGAGCGGGGACAGGGGAAGGGGCGGGGCGUGGGGAAGGUCCGGAAUCAGGAUCCGGAGAGGGGCGGGUCUAGAGGCAGGACCCGGUACCUGGGCAGGGCCCGAGCACGGAGAAUGGGGCGGUGCGAAGAGAAGUGGGGGCGGGGCAAGAAGUGGGGGCGGAGCCACGUGCAGGUGCGAGACCAGAGGAACUGGGGAAAAUAG